AUGGCAGAUAAAGUAAUCAAAGAAAGGAUUAAAAAGCGUGAGCGCAUGUUUGUGUCACUGAAAAGGCACGCGCAAUUUUUGGAAUCAUACAGUGUGGAAACGCAUAGUGGACAAAUAUCAAGCAGGUUGGAAAAGUUGGACAAAAAAUGGGAGGAAUUCGAAACCUUACAAGAGGAGAUUGCGGAUCUAGAUGAAAAUGGAGAUCACGAGGAAGAAAGUAACAGAGCUCACGAAAGAUUCGAGAACCAGUAUUUUGAAAUUCGUGCGGCGUUGCUCGAGAAAACAUUACCAACUCGCCCUGCAGAAAAUCUAGACACUACGAUGGGACGAAACAACAGCGGCAUGGGAUUGCAUAGCGGAGUUCGUUUGCCCCAGAUCACGUUACCGGAUUUUGAUGGGGAUUAUAGAAGCUGGCUGUCAUUCAAAUCUACUUAUGAGUCUCUCAUUCAUGAAUCGGUGGAACUAAGUGACGUCCAAAAAUUUCACUAUCUGAAGUCAGCGUUGAAAGGCGAAGCUGCAAAACUCAUCGAAUCGUUGACCAUCACAAAUGGCAAUUAUGCGAUAGCAUGGGAAACAAUUACAAAACGAUACUCUAAUGAAUACCUCUUAAAAAAGCGUCAUGUGCAAGCUCUGAUAGAAUAUCCAAAAAUUCAACACGAGUCGGCAAUUGCAAUUCAUGGCUUGGUGGAUGAAUUCGAACAGCGCUUAAAAAUACUAACACAACUGGGCGAAAAGACGGAGAGCUGGGGAGCAUUAAUUGUUCAUUGGAUGUGCUCAAAGCUCGAUUCCCAGUCUUUAAAGCUAUGGGAGGAUCAUGCGGCCUCGGUAGACGAGCCCACAUUUGCCGUUUUGAUUGCUUUUCUAGAAAAACGUACUAGAGUUUUGGAUGCAUUAUCGUCGAGCACUGUGGAGGCAGAAAAAUUUGAUCAAAAAACUACAAACAGGCGUCCAAGAUUAACUGUAAAUGCGGCUACAAGUAACGAACGACCAACUUAUAAAUGUCCAUGCUGCGGGGAUGACCAUUACAUGGCUCGAUGUGCUAAAUUCUUGAAAUUAAACAAUAAAGAGAGGUUGGAUCUCAUAAACGCUAAACGACUUUGCAGCAAUUGUUUUCGCACGGGUCAUUGGGUGCGAGAUUGUAAUUCGGCUUUCAACUGUAGAACGUGUGGUAAGAAGCAUCAUUCGCUGAUUCAUCCCGGUUUUCUAGUUAACGACAGUCAAUCAACAAGGCAGCCGUCAAACGAAGCGAGGGAAUGUAACGUAGCUACGGGCGGUGAAGACGAGGAAACAAUUGUAGACGAGGAGCAUCGCGUAGGAUCGUAUAGCGUCGGAACAAAGCAUGGUCGCUCGUAUGUUUUUCUAUCCACGGUAGUCUUGGCAGUACGAGAUCAGAAUGGUGAAAUGCAUUUAGCUAGAGCGCUGCUGGAUAACGGUUCACAGGCAAAUAUAAUGAGCGAAAGGUUGAGUCAGAUACUAAAGUUGAACCGAAGAGCGGUUAACAUCCCCAUCUGCGGAGUAGGGGAAAUGGAGUCUAAAGCUCGACACUUAGUCAGCACUCUCGUUAGUUCCAGAGUAACGGAUUUCUCAAUAAAUGUAGAUUUUCUCAUUCUUCAACGAGUGACGUCUGUUUUACCAGCAGCUAAUGUUUCCGUAUCAAAUUGGAAAAUUCCGGAGGGCAUUCAACUGGCAGAUCCAGAUUUUAACAUAAACAAUCAGAUCGACCUUUUAAUUGGUGCGGAAUAUUUCUAUCGGUUCCUUUACGAGCGACAGAUGAAUCAAAUUAGGUUGGGUCCUGGUCUUCCCAUUCUGGUGGAUACUGUUUUCGGCUGGGUGGUAUCGGGAAAGGCCACAAAGGAAAAGGCUACUUCUAUCAAUUGCUGUCUGGCCACAGCAUCGGAAAAUUUGGAAGGUUUACUCGAACGUUUUUGGGCGAUGGAGAGCUGUGAUGAUCGACCGGCUUGGUCGAAAGAGGAGCAAGAUAGUGAAGCUCACUUCGCGAAAACUCACAGCAGAUUGGACGAUGGACGAUACGUGGUACAGCUUCCGAAACAGCUAAAUUUCGACAGGAUGUUGGGCGAAUCUAGAAAUAUGGCGCUAGAUCGAUUUAUAAAAAUGGAAAAACGAUUGGAUCGUGAUUUAGAGAUGAAAAAACAAUACCAUUCCGUCAUACAAGAAUAUUUGGACUUAGGCCACAUGCGGAAAUUGUCAGACGAAGAAGUGCAACUUGAGUCUGAUUGA
Messenger RNA from Sabethes cyaneus, 2238 nucleotides. RefSeq lists its product as uncharacterized. The transcript has a single exon. The record is from RefSeq and is a predicted model, not a curated record. Bases 1 to 2238 code for a protein of 745 amino acids. NCBI's taxonomy places the organism in Eukaryota, Metazoa, Arthropoda, Insecta, Diptera, Culicidae.